AUGCUGGUCAGCAUCCAGCCCUACCACUUCGUUACGGUGGGCGUCUCGGGCAUCCUCGCCAUCCUGCGGUUGCCGCAGUUCCUGCUCAGCUGGGGCAAGUACUACGGUCAAGUUGCCGUCAGACGAUACCGUCACUGGGAGGAGUCCAGAACCAAGAAGAAGACAGCAGCCCCGACAACGGAUAUCUACACAGGCUUAAAGAGGCCAGAGCUAGGCAUCCCGUCCUGGCUCACGGCCUCAUCGCUCGUCGGCUUCACCGUCACCCUCCUCUUCGUAGGCAUGACGCUGACAUACUACGCCGUCUUGCAGGAAAGGCGGGUGUGGAUGAAUGCGAACAACUGGCGUAGGCCGUACUUGCGCAGCUUGAUCGGGAGGGAACCGUACCCGGGAUGGUCGCCUAUGAAGGUUGAUCAUAGGUUCUGGUUUGAGCCGCCGCUGGAGUUCCUGUUGGGAUUGAUGAAUGACUAUGUGGUACACCCUCUUCUGUUUGGGAGUGAUUAUGGUGGUAGUACAUGGAGGAAUGGGACGGGGGUGUAUGAUGCCGAUGGGACGCCGUUGAUGAUUAGGAGAACACAAUGA
Molecule: messenger RNA, 579 nt
Organism: Neurospora tetraspora
Lineage: Eukaryota; Fungi; Ascomycota; Sordariomycetes; Sordariales; Sordariaceae
Exons: 1
Coding region: 1-579 (192 amino acids)
Source: RefSeq, a predicted model, not a curated record